Molecule: messenger RNA, 105 nt
Organism: Parastagonospora nodorum SN15
Lineage: Eukaryota; Fungi; Ascomycota; Dothideomycetes; Pleosporales; Phaeosphaeriaceae
Exons: 2
Coding region: 1-105 (34 amino acids)
Source: RefSeq, a predicted model, not a curated record
AUGUUUCGAAAGCAUGCCGUCCCACGAACAUCGCAUGCUCUCGAUUGCUGCGAUCUCGGCAUGACACCGCCUAGCUCAACAUUUCCACCUCUCCUAGCUGGAUAG